Rhopilema esculentum is the source of this 1312-nucleotide messenger RNA. RefSeq names its product THUMP domain-containing protein 1. Gene Ontology annotation, molecular function: RNA binding. Gene Ontology annotation, biological process: tRNA modification. NCBI's taxonomy places the organism in Eukaryota, Metazoa, Cnidaria, Scyphozoa, Rhizostomeae, Rhizostomatidae. The record is from RefSeq and is a predicted model, not a curated record.
AUUUUCAAGAUGAUUUACUGGAAAAGAGACAGCUUCAUGUGUGUAUGGUUCUACCUAAGAAAAUGUCUGGAAAUUGGAAAGGCACGAACAGAAAACGAAAUAAAAAGUUUUAUUGCGGCCACGACGCAAAAAAGAAAAGGAUAGAAGACUUGGCACCUGGGGUUAAAGGAUUUUUAAUCACUUGUAAUGAAAGAAAAGAAGCUCCUGUGGUGUCAGAGGCAUAUGCAUUGCUAAAUGAGUAUGCAGAUAUCAUUUAUGGACCAGAGAAAAUAGAUGAAGAAAAUCCAAAUUCAGAAAGUAGUGAUGAAGGUGAGGACAAAAACAUCGAAGAUGCUCUAAAAAAAGAGGUGUCUGAACUGAAAAGCAGAAAAUUCAAAGAAAGAAGAUUCAAAGCAGCUAAAGUAAAGAUAAAAAACUUAGUAUUUAUAAAGACAACUUUAGAUGAUCCAAAUAAACUCACAGAAGCAAUUUUUACUGAUCUAGAAAAGCAAAAAGUGACAAAGACAAGACGAUGCAUCAAAUGUAUACCUAUUAUGGCAACCUGCUAUGCAUCUGAAAAUGCUAUUAAAAUCCAAACAGAAAAGUUAUUUAAAGAAUUCUUUGAACAAGGAAGGGCAGAUGCUACGUACUGCAUUGUUUUCAAAGCAAGAUGCAACAAUACGGUCAAACGAGAUGGUGUUAUUCAGGAGAUGGGUAAGAUUAUUGAAGAUCUCAACGAACAAUGGAGUGUGAAUUACCACGACCCGGACUAUACAAUAGCUGUUCACGUUAUCACUAAUGUCUGUGGGAUAGGAAUAUUGCCACAUUUCAAAAAAUUCCGAAAUUACAAUCUCCAGUCGUUUGGGCUGGAAAACAAAGCCAAGGAAAGUAAAGGAAAGACACCAGAAAGCACUGUUGGCUGCAAAGAUAUGUCUUCUGCGGAAAAGAUAAAAACAGAAAUGGACGAAGAUCGGAACUGUAACAGAGAAUGUGAAGAGUCAACAAGGAAAGGGGCAGAAGCUAGAGAAAUUUCUUCCAUUGAGAAAGUAGGAGCAACAGAGGAGGAAGAUCGGAACUGUGAAAGUGACAGGAAAGAUUCAAUAGGGAAAGAUGCAGACAAUUUCGAUAAUUCUACAAAUAUAGAGAACGCGUCACUGAAAAGUCCAGAUGAUGAACUGAUCAACAAAGAUGAAAUAUCUUCAAACGUAGAAGAGUAAAAUUUACACGAAGAAAAAUGUUUUAAUAUGACUUGAUAGAAUAUUAAGCUACCACUUUGACUAGUAAUGUGGUAAUUUAAGUUGUAUUCACUUGAGAUUAAAACGUAAACACAUCA